Molecule: messenger RNA, 1143 nt
Organism: Oncorhynchus tshawytscha (Chinook salmon)
Lineage: Eukaryota; Metazoa; Chordata; Actinopteri; Salmoniformes; Salmonidae
Exons: 4
Coding region: 216-1073 (285 amino acids)
Source: RefSeq, a predicted model, not a curated record
CGUGUUGAUCUGUUUAAUCACUCUGUCUGUUACAGGUACAGUGAUAUUAUAUAUAGUGUUGAUCUGUUUAAGUGGUUCUGGAAAAUUGUCUUGAUUUGUACAGAAAUAAUAUAAUUAAUAUGAAUGUAUGGUAUAAUAGGAAUGUCUGAAUUGAUGAUUUGAGAACGUCCACUCCUGCCUCAUUUGAACUAGACAACAGGUCAUUGAGGGUUUUAAUGUUGUUAUCUACUCCAGAACUGCAGGUGAAGGUGACCACUACAUGGUGGUCAACUACACUGACCUGUAGCACCACCUGUACUCUGACUGGUAACCCCACCUACACCUGGUACAGGAACAGUAAGAUUGUACAAGGGGCCUCCUCCCCCUCAUACACAGUCUACUUUAAAACUGAAGACAGCUUCUACUGUGCUGCAAAAGGCAUCAAUUCUAAUGCAGUUUCUGUUGAGGGUCACAGUUAUUUCCACGUGACUUACACCCAUCAGAGGAUCUGUACCUUGAAGGGGACAUCAGUGGACAUAUCCUGCUCUUAUACUUAUCCCAGUGGUCAUACAGUCUCUGAAAUAAACUGGUAUACAAAAGGAAAACUUAAUGAGGCGUCUCAAAUCCUGAGCCCGGGGUAUGGAGGUCGUGUGGAGUACCUUGGAAAUAUGCAGAGUGACUCCAUCCUGAGAAUCACAGACCUGACAGAGGAGGACUCAGCUGAGUAUAAGAUUAGAUUCAGAACAGAUCAGACAACCUGGGAGCCCACCUUCCCUGGAACAACUCUGACUGUCACAGGUCUGCAGGUGAAGGUGACUCCUGCCACUGUGACAGAGGGACAGAAUGUGACACUGACCUGUAGCACCACCUGUACUCUGAGUGACAUCUCCAACCCCACCUACAUCUGGUACAAGAGUGGACAUGUAACCACAAAAUCUACCAGUCUGUUCCUAAACCCAGUCAGCAGUGAGGAUGCAGGCAGAUACUCCUGUUCUGUAGAAGGACAUGAGGAUCUCCCUCUGCUGAAGAGACUCUCACUGUCACAUACGGCCCAAAGAACACCUCAGUGUCAGUCAGUCCCUCUGGUGAAAUAGUGGAGGGCAGUUCAGUGACUCUGACCUGCAGCAGUGAUGCCAACCCACCUGUGGACAAAUACACCUGGUA